CUGCAUGUUUUAGAGUGCUAAAGAAAUACAGAAUUCUGUCGCAUCAGGGAAAAUACUAGUAUGACAUUAAUUAAUACUCAAUGAUCAAUCAAUAAAAAUAUCUUAACAUGACAGUUACUAAGUCAUGGUUUAAAAACCUCUUUUAUUGUAUCUAACUACGACAAUGACCGAUGCAGACACACUGCUGACAAGUGCUAAUGAACCCGAAAUUUAGGUUCACGUCUUAUUCGCGACUAUCUUUCACUAUCUAACAGAAUGACAAUUAACAAAUUGGAAAUUACCCUGGCAUUUUCUGCAAACUCAAUUAAAUUCGGAGAAAGCAUAAGGAAAGUAGUGUUGAGAGAAUAUUUUACGACAAUUCAAAUAAAUGUAUAUUCGUUAUCAUCUUUAAACUGUUUUAUAAUUGAAAUGAAGAUUAUUCCUAUGCUAAUUAUAAUUAUGCUUACUUCCGAAUCAAUUCUCAGUGAUGUAAUGCCACCAAGGGUAAAUUGCAUAAAUGAUUGUUGGAAAAUUGGAGAAAAUUGCAAACAGAAAUGUCAUCGGAAUUUUCAAGAAUUCAAAUGUAAAUCUAAUUGUCAAACUGAUAUAAGAAAAUGUCAACGUAGUUGUUAAUUGUUUCUUGUUUAUUCAUAAUAAUAAUGAAUAACUUCAAUAUUCAAUGAGUUCUAUAAUGUGUGUUCAUCUUAAUUCAAUUAGUUUCUAUAGUAUUUAUUUAGCCUAUUAAACUAUACAUUCAUUUUACAAUUAUAUUGAUGUUACUUCAUUAUUCAGAUUAUUUGUAACCUCAAUCAAAUGUUCUUAAGAAUAUAAAAGAAAAGCUUAAUGUUGUUAUUUAAAUGUUUACUCCACAUAAUUUUCUUUAACAGAAUUCAUAUCUUGAAAUGUUAACUAUUACCAAUAAUACAAAUGGUAGUAAAUGAGAAAUUUCAAUACAGUUGAAAAUUGAUAACAGUGUUUUGUUAAAUCCUAUAUAUAAUAAUUAUCUUGUUGUCAUUUUAAAAAUAAAUGAUUUAAAGUAA
This is a messenger RNA of Schistosoma mattheei, 1019 nucleotides long. Lineage: Eukaryota; Metazoa; Platyhelminthes; Trematoda; Strigeidida; Schistosomatidae. The record is from the annotation of a GenBank genome assembly.